Messenger RNA from Thrips palmi, 1908 nucleotides. Its product is annotated as polymerase delta-interacting protein 3-like. Gene Ontology annotation, cellular component: nucleus. Lineage: Eukaryota; Metazoa; Arthropoda; Insecta; Thysanoptera; Thripidae. Gene Ontology annotation, molecular function: mRNA binding. The record is from RefSeq and is a predicted model, not a curated record. Gene Ontology annotation, biological process: mRNA export from nucleus.
GACAUUAUUUUCCAGUAAACUACUACUUUACAAGUCCCAUUUUAGCCAAUUUUAGCUUAAGUUGAACCAGAGAAUUUUAAAAACGAAAAAUUGAACAUUUCGGUUAUUGGCAGUUCAUCGUGCACAUAGCAUCCUUUCACUUUGAAAGGGCUCUUCCGCCGUUCGCGUUGUUUGUGUUCAAAAUGGCGAGCAUGGAUUUAAGCCUAGACGAUAUUAUUAAGAAGAAAUUCACCAAGAACCCUGUGAAGGGUAAAGGAGGAUUUAAAAAAUUUGUGGGAAACAAUGUUGGUAAUAAUAGGGGCAAUCCCCAAGCUAAUGUGAAUCGUCGUCGGGGUGUGCCACCACAGAGAAGACUAGGCAAUCAAAAUGCUUUUGCCGGCCAGCAGCCUCCUAGGCAGACCAUGGGUGAUGCUCGCAAUCGUAUAAUUCUGAAGAAACGUAUGCAGCUCACUGAUGCCCGGGACAAGCUGUGUGAGCUCGCUAAAAAGACAGAUGCUCGUCAAAAAUUGGAGAAACUACGUGAAAGAAGAAUUGGUAUUCACAACGCUUUAGGGCCUUUAGGUUACGAUGGUUUCCGUAUGAAUCUCAAGAGGCCCAUGCGCAAUCCUAUCAACGUUACUGGAAGACCUAGCUUGGCUCCUGGACACAUUGCACUUCAGAGGACCAUCAAUCAGCCUAUUGGCAGUGGCAGGUUUCAUUCAAAAGUUCCAGCCCUCAUGGAUAUGGACAUUGAUCUGAAUGAUGACUACCUCCCUGAAGGACCUCUGCAACUUCGCAGAACUGUCAAUAAUGAUCAAAUGAGACCAGAGCCUCUUCUUCGCCCUUCUAAGCUUUCUAGUUCUUCUCCAUAUACAUGGAAAGCUCCUCAACCACGUCUCACCCAGUCCAGUUCCAGCAGAGGGUACAUUGAUUUGGACUACCCUGCAGAGCAGCGAAAGCGAAUGAAAUUACCCUCUCCACCGCCUAUGAUGCGACCAAUCCUUGUUUCUGAUGAUGAAGACAUUGAACCAGUCCGACCAACCAUGAGAUCCUCUCGAGCUACUAGUGACAAUCCUGUGUCGGGCAAAUCCCGAUUGGAAUCAUCCAGGAUUCAAGUCUCCUCUGCUCCCAGUGGAGGAUCUUCUGGAUACAGGAUUGUGGUUUCCAACCUACAGAACAGUGUUACUCAUGAGGAUAUACGGGAACUCUUUGAGGAUGUUGGUCCCCUCGUUGCAUCAAGGUUGGUUCGACCAGGUACUGCUGAGGUGGUUUACCGCCAGUUUAAGGAUGCUGAACGUGCAGUUGAAAAUUAUCACAACCGUCAAUUAGAUGGUCAGCCUAUGAAAUGCCUCUUGGUGAAGCCAAGGCCAUCUACAGCAUCCACAGCACAACCCAGUAGUGGCAGUCUACGUGGACCAGUGGCUUCUUCAUCAAAAUUAACUGGUAGUGGAAAAUCAUCUGUGGUCCCCGAUAUUAGCACAAUACACAAAGCGCUCUUCAACAAGGCUUAGCUGUGCUUAGUAUUUUACUGUACAUUGUCUCUUUGAAAAUGUAGCUAUACUCUCUCAUUUGUAACCUGUGAGGACUUUAAUUGCACAUUGCGUGUAAUAUGGGCUGCAGUUCUUGACCAGUUUAAGUAUCAUUUUUUAAUUUUUUUCCCCCCAGAUUUUACAAACCCAAUAUGUGAAUAGAAAAGGAGACUGAAACUUGCCUUUCAUUUUAUGUCUAUUCACUUCCCCCUCCCAACCAAAUUUUGCUGUCAUGAAUGUAUGCCCAUCAAUUUUCUAAUGAGUUUUGUAGUUUAAGAGUCAUGAAUCUAGCAUGUAAGAAUUAACUGGAAUGAAAGCAAUCAUUUUUGUGUAAGAUAUCUACAUUACUUGGUUUGUUAAAAAUAUAAUUGUAACAACAAUUAAAUGAAAUCUCAUGUUU